AUGUUCAUAGCUCCGGGUGGUCCGCACCUGAUACUCCUCUGCGCUACAGCGCCGCAGCGUCUCCGGGAGGGCUCUCGGUGGAUGCUGGAGGCUACCUGCAUCUCGACUGGUUUAUACGCAGCCCCAGAUGGGCGGCUCUUCCACCUCCUCGGUCUGGGUAUGGUUCGAGACGACGAGUCAGGCGCGCUGGCGCUAAUCGCAGCCAGCCUACGUGUUCUUCCAGGAGAUGCUGCAGCCGUGCGGCACGUUUCUCAGCCGCAGCGACGCCUUCCCGCGAUGACCGGAGGGAUGUUUCGCGCCCGGCGAGUCUUCGGCGGGUUUCCAGCGUAUCGAGAUCGUCUUCACGGCACCCGCCGCCUGGCUAUCGUUGGCGCACCGACCCGGCCUUCCGGCAUUUGCCCUGUGGCAAGAGAAUUCUCACCCAUGAGACCUCACUUCUCAUGGCGAGAGGAUGUCGUCGGUCGCAAUACGCUGGGUAAGCAUUCGAGACCCAUCGCCACCAAAUUUUGUCGCCUUGUUAUGCACGACCGCAGGUAUGACUUCCAAGGAGGCUAUAUCCCCGACCAGUAA
This is a messenger RNA of Aspergillus tanneri, 570 nucleotides long. RefSeq lists its product as uncharacterized. The transcript is spliced from 2 exons. The coding region runs from base 1 to 570 and encodes 189 amino acids. Lineage: Eukaryota; Fungi; Ascomycota; Eurotiomycetes; Eurotiales; Aspergillaceae. The record is from RefSeq and is a predicted model, not a curated record.